Messenger RNA from Dermatophagoides pteronyssinus (European house dust mite), 5341 nucleotides. It is a transcript of the gene ptc, whose product is annotated as protein patched. Gene Ontology annotation, cellular component: plasma membrane. Gene Ontology annotation, biological process: negative regulation of smoothened signaling pathway. Lineage: Eukaryota; Metazoa; Arthropoda; Arachnida; Sarcoptiformes; Pyroglyphidae. The record is from RefSeq and is a predicted model, not a curated record. Gene Ontology annotation, molecular function: hedgehog receptor activity; smoothened binding; hedgehog family protein binding.
UAUCAUCAUCAUCAUUAUCAACAUGAUCAAAUGAAUAAUCAUAAUAAUAAUCAAGAAUUAUUAUCAACAUGGUCAUUAGCUGAUUCUUGUGAUAGUAUUGAUGAACGAUUAUCAUCAUCAUCGAUACCUUCUAAUCAUCAUCAUCAUCAACAAUAUCAAAUACAUCCAUUAUCAUCAUCAAUAAAUAAUCAACAACAUCAUCAAUAUUAUCAUCAUAAUCAUACGACACAAUUUUAUCCAACAACAACAACAACAAAUCUAAAAACAAAUCCAGCAUGGAUUAAAGUCAAACAAUCUAGUGUUAAAAGUCCAGAUAUUUUACAAAGGCCAUCAUGGUUUGAUGCAGAAUUAGCAUUAAAUCAAAUGGAAAAGGGCAAAGCAAAUGGCAAUGGUACAUCAUUAUGGUUACGUUUUAUGAUACAGACAAGAUUUUUUGAAUUAGGUUUAUGGAUACAGAAAAAAGCCGGUGCCAUUAUGUUUAUUGCAUCAUUAAUAUUAAUUGUUUGUAUAGCUGGUCUUAAAUCUGUUCAUAUUGAAGAUAAUGUUGAAAAACUUUGGAUUGAAGAUGGUGGACGAUUGGAAAAAGAACUACAAUAUGUACGAAAUAUUCUUGGCGAUGGUUAUGGUACAACCGAUCAAAUAAUCAUACAAACACCUAAACAUAAUUAUGGUAAUGUUUUAAAUUCAUCUGCAUUAUUAUUUCAUUUGAAAGUAAUGCGUACGGCUAUUACAACCACUGUCGAAAUGUUUGAUGCGACAUGGAAUCUUAAAGACAUUUGUUAUACACCAAGUAGUCCUUACUUUGAUAAACAUCAUCUUGAUUCGCUUUUGGAAAAUAUUUUCCCUUGUUCAAUUAUAACACCAUUGGAUUGUUUUUGGGAAGGAUCCAAAUUACUUGGUCCUGAAAUUCCAGUAAAAAUACCCGGAUAUAAUCAACAGGUACAAUGGACAAAUCUAAAUCCACAACAAAUGGUCGACGUUAUGAUUACAUUAAUGAAACAAUCGAUUGAAUCAUCCGGUGCUAUUAUCGAUAAUAAUAAUCUAAUUGAUAAUAAUGGUGGUAGUAGUUCGGGUAUUAAUCCUAUUCUAGAACCACUUGAAACAAUUAGAAAAUUUAUGAAACGUGCCGGUAUAACCAGUGGUUAUCAAUCAAAACCAUGUUUAGAUCCAGAAGAUUUUAAUUGUCCAUUAACAUCACCAAAUAAAUUAUCUGGACAAUUACCAAAUAUUGGUUAUGAAUUAACUGAUGGUUGUUAUGGAUUUGCAACAAAAUAUAUGCAUUGGAUUGAAGAUUUGAUUGUCGGUGGUGUUGCGAAAAAUCGAUCCGGACAUAUUGUUCGUGCUAAAGCAUUACAAUCAAUCAUACAAUUAAUGGGUGAACAAAAUCUUUUUGAAUAUCAUCAACGUACGAUUAAAGUUCAACAUGUUAUGGAUUGGUCAAUUGAUAAGGCACGUUCCAUUCUUCAAGCAUGGCAACGAAAAUUCGGUGAAGAAUUGGAACAAUUUAUGAUGGAAACUGAUUUUAUCGGUAGUCAACAAUAUGAUGUUCAUCAUUUUACUAGUGCAUCACUGACAGAUAUAAUGAGAAAUUUUACACAAGUCAAUUUUAUUCGUUUAUCCAUUGGUUAUAUAUUAAUGUUAUUACAUGCUGGUUUAUCAUUAUCAAGAUGGCGUAAUAAACAUAUCCGUUUAGAAAGAUCACAAUCUAUACUUGGAAUGUUAGGUGUUUUAUUAAUCGGUUUAGCUGUUGCAUCUGGUCUUGGUGUUUGUGCAUUAAUUGGUCUUUCAUUUAAUGCAACAACAACACAAAUUGUACCAUUAUUAGCAUCUGGUUUAAGUAUUGAUAAUAUGUUUCUUAUUGCUCAUCUUUAUACUACUGAUUUUAUGAUUAAUUUUGUACCUCAUCAGUAUCGAACAGCCGAAUGUUUAAAACAAACCGGUUUUAAUAUUUUAUUAUCAUCGAUUGGUAAUAUUGUUGCAUUUUGUUCGGCAGCAAUAAUACCGAUACCAGCAUUACGUUGUUUUUGUUUACAAACAGCCAUUUUAAUUACAUUUACAACUAUAGCUGUGAUUAUUUUAUUUCCAGCUAUUGCUUCGAUUGAUUUACGUUUUCGAAGUUUAUAUCUUGAAUCGACAACAACAACAACAAAUCAAAAUGAUGUGAAAACAUCAUCAUUUUUAAUCAACAUGUGUUUCUAUCUAUUCUGUUGUCGUACACCACAAUUUCAGCCACAUAAUAAUCAAAUCUCAACAACAACAACAACAUCUGGAUAUAAGUCUAAUAAAUAUCCAAUUUCAAAUCUUCAACAACAACAACAACAACAAUCUAGUCAUCAUCAUUCAUCAACAGAAUCAUCGAAAUUAAAAACAUCAUCAUCAUUUAAACAGCCAUAUAAUUAUGUCUAUCUAAACAGUAUUCAACCAAUGAUUAAUAAUAAUAAUAAUAAUGUUAAUCAUCAUCAUCAUCAUGAUGAUAAUAUUGUGAAAAGAAAUUCUCCAGCUAUUUGUCGUUGUCAACAUCGUACAACAUCAUUUGCAUCUAAUAUUGUUACAAUUAGUAAUAAUGUUGAUGAUGAUGAUGAUGAAAUUAUACGACAAUGUGAUCAUUGUGGUGGUGAUCUACGUACACAAUGUGAUGGUCAAAAUGAUGAUGAUCAACAAGAAUUUCAGGAAACUUCACCAAUUGCUCCUUCUUCUUCAUCAUCAUCAUCAUCGAAACCACAUAUAUUGAAUAGAAUUCAAACCGAAAUAACUUCAUCGUCAUCAUCAUCAAAACAAACAACAAUCAAAUUAUUUAAAUUCUCUACAAAUCAUAUUGUUCAACAUUAUCUUACACCCGUAUUAAAACGACGACCGAUAAAAGUUUUUGUUUUACUUUGUUAUCUUGUUCUUAUUGUGAUUUCGGUGAUUGGAAUCACAAAAGUUAAUGAUGGUCUUGAUCUUACCGAUAUUGUUCCUCGUGGUACAAAUGAAUAUCGUUUUCUUGAAUUACGGCGACAAUAUUUUAGUUAUUAUAAUAUUUUUGCUGUAACAAAAGGAAAUUUUGAUUAUCCAAAUGGUCAAAGAUUAUUAUAUGAUUAUCAUCAAACAUUUAAUAGAAUCGAUGCUAUUAUUAAAAAUGAUGAUGGUGGAUUACCAGAUUUUUGGUUGCCAAUGUUUCGUGAUUGGCUAAAAGAAUUACAAGAUGCAUUCGAUUAUGAUCGUAAACGUGGCUGUAUAACACGUGAACGUUGGUAUCCAAAUGCAACAUCUGAAUCUAUUUUAGCUUAUAAAUUACUUGUUCAAACGGGUCGUCCAGAUAAUCCGGUUGAUAAAUCAUUAUUGCUUUCAGCUCGAUUAGUCGAUAGUCAAGGAAUUAUUAAUCCAAAAGCAUUCUAUAAUUAUCUUAGCGCAUGGAUAUCAAAUGAUGUUAUGGGUUAUGGUGCUUCGCAAGCUGCAUUCAAACCUGAACCACGUCAAUGGAUUCAUGAAGCUAAUGAUGUUGAAUUGAAGAUACCAAAAUCACCACCAUUAAUAUUUACACAGAUUCCAUUUCAUCUGAAUAAUAUUCGUUCGACGGAAGAAAUUGUUCAAACUAUUCAGGAUGUUCGUUCUGUUUGUCAACGUUUUGAAGAACGUGGCCUACCAAAUUUUCCUACCGGUAUACCAUUUACAUAUUGGGAACAAUAUCUUGGUCUUCGUUUCUAUAUGAUUAUUGCUUUAAUGGCUGUUCUGAUUGGAAUUUUUGUUACUACAUUAGUUUUGACCUGUAGUUUAUGGACACCGGUUAUUAUUGUCGCCCAUCUUAUCAUUAACGUUUUGAUAUUAUUUGGUUUUAUCGGUUGGAUCGGUAUCAAACUAAGCGCUUUACCAGCAGUAAUUUUGAUUGUAUCGAUUGGAAUAUCAUUGAAUCCAUUGAUUCAUAUUACGAUUAGUUUCAACACAGCUUUAGGUAAUCGUAAUAAACGAAUGUCAAUGGCUUUGCAACAUAUGGCCAAUCCAGUAUUGCAUGGAAUUAUAUCAACAUUAUUUGGAUUGAUAAUGUUAUCAUUUUCAGAAUUUGAUUUUAUCAUUAGAUAUUUUUUCAUGGUACUUGGUGCAUCUAUUUUAAUUGUUACCAUCAAUUCAUUUAUAUUGUUACCAAUUAUAUUAUCAAUUAUUGGACCAAAAUCUGAAUUACAACCGCUUGAACAUGAAGAUAGAAUUUCAACACCAUCACCACCACCAUCGCCGAUUACAUUACCAUGGCCAUCAACAAUAAAUCAUCAUUUUAAUAAUGGUAGUGUUAUUGGUAAUGAUCAUUCUUCAUCAAAUAAUCGAUACAUUGAAGCAUUGAUGCUAGAAACAGCUGGUAUAGGUCAUAGAAAUGGAAGAAAAUCACCAUCAAAAAUUAAUCGUACACCAUCAUCAUUAUUUAAUCGUUAUCGAGCACAACGUAAAGAAUUACAACGAAUGCAUUCACAAUUAAGUUUAUCAACAAUAUCCGAAGAGCCAUCAUCAUAUCAAUCGACACCAACACCAACAAUAACACCAUUACCUAAUCAUAAUACAGGCUCGCCACCACAACAAUCAAAUAUAACAACUAUUCAACCGACAACAGCAACAACAACGCAGCCAAUUGUUGUUCAUCCGGAAUUUGUUGUUGAAACAACCAUUACGAAUAAUAAUCCAAAAACAUCCAUAACACCUACCUCAGAGAUUAGAUCAUCAUCUUCAUCAUCAGCAGCGACAGCAACAACUAAUAGUCCAUCACCAUUAAUGUCAAACGAUGGUGAUAAUAAUUCUCGUUGUGAAUCAUCUAAUUCGAUAGCAUCAUCAUCAACAACAACUGUAACAACAAAAGUAAUGGCAACAGCAAAAUUACAGAUUGAAUUACAUCCAUAUACACCAUCACCAACACCUACAAUAGGAUCAACACCAGCAGCCACAGUAAUAACGAAUCCUAUACAACAUCAUCAUCAUCCGAUUGUUCCAACAAUGGUAUCAUUUCCUGGUGCAAAUUAUCAUCAAUAUCCACAAACACAAUCACAACAUCAUUAUCAGCCAAUAUUUAUGUCACAACCACAUCCAUCAUCAUAUCAUCAUCAUCAUCCUCAUAUACCGAAUCAACAAACAACAGGACAUGAAUAUCGUUUCUAUCCAGGACAAUCUGUUACAUUUGAUCAUCAUCAUCCUCAUCAUUCAAAUCAACAAGUACGACGAUUUCAACAACAACAACAAUCAUCAAAUAAAUUAAUAUCCACAACAUCCACAUAUCAGCCAUCAAUGAUGAUGAAUCAAUCGACAAAUUUGCCAAAUCAUCAUCCUCAUCAUCAUCAUCAUCAUCAACAACAACAAUGGCGAUAAAUCUUUGACAAAAAAA